CUCUAGAACGCCGGCGCGGCUGUCGGGUUUCGAACCCCAGCGCAGACCCUCGCCCUCGGCGCGCGCGGCCAAGCCGCUGGCCAGCCUUCGGCCCCCGCAUCAAUCAUUAACGGGUCGGCUCGGCUGCUGUGGCCCGAGAAGGGGGAUGGUAUGGAACUCGAGACUGGGGACAACUCUAUCCCCCGAAGCGGCUGCGAAACCCUAGCCCGGGAGGCCCCCUCCCUUUCUCGGAACGGCUGCUCGGAGGCGCAGGUCCUCUCCUGAACCUGCAAAGACGCCCCUGGCGCGGGCACAAAGGCUCCGACGGCGGCCAGCCGGGUCUACCAAGCGCCCGGGAGCAGGCGCCAGAGGUCGCUUGCGCGCACCCCAGCCGAACCCCGGGCACCAUGCCGCGGCGCCUGCAGCCUCGGGGCGCGGGCACAAAGGGCCCUCCCGCCACGGCCCCGGCAGCUUCGGCGGCUGCCCGGCACUCCCACCCUGCCGCCUCUGGGGACCCCCCAGCGUCGGCCAAGCCGCUGCUGCGCUGGGACGAGGUGCCUGACGACUUCGUGGAGUGCUUCAUCCUGUCGGGCUACCGGCGUCUGCCGUGCACGGCCCAGGAGUGCCUAGCCUCGGUGCUGAAGCCUACCAAUGAGACGCUCAACUUCUGGACGCACUUCAUCCCGCUGCUGCUGUUCCUGAGCAAGUUCUGCCGUCUGUUUUUCCUGAGCGGCGGCGACGUGCCCUUCCACCACCCCUGGCUGCUGCCGCUGUGGUGCUAUGCGUCGGGCGUGCUGCUGACCUUCGCCAUGAGCUGCACGGCGCACGUGUUCAGCUGCCUGUCGCUGCGCCUGCGUGCCGUCUUCUUCUACCUGGACUACGCGUCCAUCAGCUACUACGGCUUCGGCAGCACCGUGGCCUACUACUACUACCUGCUGCCUGGCCUGAGCCUACUGGAUGCCAGGGUCAUGACCCCAUAUGUGCAACAGCGCCUGGGCUGGCAUGUGGACUGCACGCACCUCAUCGCUGCCUACCGUGCUCUGGUGCUGCCUGUCGCCUUCGUGCUGGCGGUGGCCUGCACCGUGGCCUGCUGCAAGAGCCGCACCGACUGGUGCCACUACCCGUUCGCGUUGCGCACCUUCGUCUUCGUCAUGCCGCUCAGCAUGGCCUGUCCCAUUAUGCUGGAGAGCUGGCUCUUCGACUUGCGUGGUGAGAACCCCACUCUCUUCGUGCACUUCUACCGCCGCUACUUCUGGCUGGUGGUGGCCGCCUUCUUCAACGUGAGCAAGAUCCCUGAGCGCAUCCAGCCAGGCCUCUUUGACAUCAUCGGCCACAGCCACCAGCUCUUCCAUAUCUUCACCUUCCUCAGCAUUUACGACCAGGUGUACUAUGUGGAGGAGGGCCUGCGCCAGUUCCUCCAGGCUCCGCCUGCUGCGCCCACCUUCUCAGGCACCGUGGGCUACAUGCUGCUGCUAGUGGUCUGCCUGGGGCUAGUCAUCAGGAAAUUCCUAAACAGCUCCGAAAUCUGCAGUAAAAAGUGAACCUCCACCUUGGAGGAGGCUACUGGUUUGCCCACCUAUUUGGAGUGUCUGUUGCUAUUGUUGGUUUGUUUUCAAGUUUUGUUAUGUUUCCUUCGUUGCUCGAGGAGGGUGCUGCAAAACCAUAGGGGAAAAGCCCACUGCUACAAAGGGCUCCCAGUCCAUUUGGGGCUUUGGAAGAGGGAGAAGGUGGGGUGGGGGAGUCAAGCAGGAGAGAGAUGGUCACUGAUUCUUGUUCCUGGAAAAAAAUUCAGAUGGUGUCUGUGACACCCAGGGAUUUUUCAAGGGCAGCAAAUAAUAUCCCAAAUAAAACCCCAAAGAGUUGGCUUUUCCAGUCAUCUGUGCCAGUGGUAAUAAGGAGUAGCUGUUGUGGGGUCAGGUAUGCAGUAAAGAGGGUAAAUAGACCAAAUCCCUGGGUACUUCAAUUUCAGUUUGAGAAAUGCUUGGAUUUGUCAAAAGAAUGGAACUUUGUAGGAAACAGGCACAAAGACACAAACCUAGGGCUUAACCUGCUAGAAAAUGCAUGGAAUGUGAACACAAGUUAAUUAUUUCAAAAAAUGUUUCUCAGAUGUUAUUUAAAUAGUAAUAUAUACAAUGAUUUUUCAUAAUUUAUCAAAGCCUGUGAUAUGCACUGAAUUUUCUUUGUCCCAUAGUUUUGAAUUUUGCAGCCUUCUGCAUUGCAUACACUUGAACUGGACAUCAGGGCAAGCUGCUUGAGCAUUCUCAACUACUUUUUUAAACAGUGUUUUCUGACAGCCUAUGUAUGUCAUGAUACAACUGUGAAUUAUUCCACCUUAGGGAACUCUGGUUAAACGAUUGGAGCUCAAGUGGUUUGUAAAGAUCCCAGAUUCUUGUUUACUUUAAUGUAUUCCACAGAACCCAUCCUGGUUUUUGUUUGUUUGUUUUGUUUUUGAUCUUAUUCUUUGCUUAUUUAAAUUGCCACUGGAAUAAAUGUGCCUUUUGAAGCAAUUCCCAAA
This is a messenger RNA of Microcebus murinus (gray mouse lemur), 2494 nucleotides long. It is a transcript of the gene PAQR9, whose product is annotated as progestin and adipoQ receptor family member 9. Gene Ontology annotation, molecular function: signaling receptor activity. Gene Ontology annotation, cellular component: membrane. The record is from RefSeq and is a predicted model, not a curated record. Lineage: Eukaryota; Metazoa; Chordata; Mammalia; Primates; Cheirogaleidae.